UAAAAUACAAAACAAAACAUUGUGAAAGCAAAGUUAAUAAUAUUAAACCACAAGUGUUAUAUAUAAUUCAAACUAAUCUUCCAUAAUACAGUAUAUUUCAGCCAAAGUUUUGAACCAAAAAAAUGGCAGAUGAAAACUACAAUCAAAAUGAUCAAGAAAAUAACGUCGAACCUCCUCCGGUUGCAGCAGUGAUGGUGCCCUUCCCAAUGCAAGGCCAUCUCAAUGAGGCUCUUCAUCUGUCCAACCUCAUAGCAUCAUAUAGUAUACCAGUUCAUUUUGCUGGAUCAACAACGCACAAUAGCCAAGUCAAACUACGUCUCCAUGGUUGGAACCCAGAAAAUACAAGUAAAAUUCAUUUUCAUGACUUAAAACUCCCUCCAUUUAGCUCCAUUCCUCCCAAAUUCAAUGCUCAUACCACAUUUCCUGGGCACCUCCAACCACUUUUUGAUGCUUUCGAAUAUCUCCGCGAGCCUGUGUAUCAGCUUCUACAAGAACUUUCAGGUAAAUUUAGGAAAGUUGUGGUCAUUCAUGAUACUCUGACAGCAUCGGUUGUUCAAGAUGUUAAACUGAUCUCAAACGCUGUGACAUAUGCCCUGCAUAGUGUCUCUGCCUUCACCAUCUUCUUCUAUACAUGGGAUUCAAUAACCGAGAAGCCUUUUCAGCUAGAUUUUGAUAUCCCAGAUGAUAUUCCAUCUAAGGAAGGGUGCUUUACACCCGAGUUUGAAGACUUUAUAGCAAAACAAUACAAGGUUUUGAACUUUGAAAGUGGAAGACUCUACAACACAAGCAGAGAGAUUGAAGGUAGAUAUAUGGACUUGCUGGAAAAACUACCAACAAAUGCUAACAAGAAACUUUUUGCAAUCGGACCGUUGAAUCCAGUGGAGUUAAAAAGCAAUUGCAGUAAAAGCAGACAUAAAUGCAUCGAGUGGCUGGACAAACAAGAGAAAGAUUCUGUUAUAUAUGUCUCCUUUGGAACAGCAACAUCAACGACAGAAGAGCAGAUCAGUGAGUUGGCAGUCGGGUUGGAGAAAAGCGGGCAUAAAUUUUUAUGGGUUCUUCGAAGUGCUGAUAGAAUAGAUCCUUUCACAGAAGAUAGUGUGCAAAGGCCUCAGCUGCCAGCAGGUUUUAGAGACAGACUACAGAGCAGGGGAAUGGUGGUAACAGACUGGGCACCCCAGCUCGAAGUUCUAGCACACCCAUCAACGGGAGGGUUCAUGAGUCACUGUGGGUGGAACUCGUGCAUGGAGAGCAUCAGCAUGGGAGUGCCGAUAGCAGCAUGGCCAAUGCAUUCUGACCAGCCACGGAACACCAUUUUGGUAACACGAGUUCUUAAAACUGGUAUACAUGUCAGGGAUUGGACAAAAAGAACUGAGCUGGUUACAUCAACUACAAUAGAAAGUGCAGUCAGAAGUUUAAUGGAAUCAGAGGAGGGUAAAGAGAUGAGAAGACGGGCUGCAGAGCUUGGAGACAUUGUUAGAGGAUCAACUGUUGAAGGUGGUACUUCUCGCUUAGAAAUGGAUUCUUUCAUUGCUCACAUCACCAGAGAAUACUCCGAAACAGAGGCUAUAUUCAAUAUGGAUGGACUAAGUUGCUGUCAAAAUGGCCUUAAAGAUCAUCAACUGGUUGUGGUGAUGGUGCCUUUUCCAGCCCAAGGACAUACCAACCAGCUCCUCCAUCUUUCUCGUCUAAUAAUCUCCUAUGGAAUACCAGUUCAUUAUGCUGGGUCUAGUGUGCACAACCGCCAAGCUAAGCUCCGCGUCCAUGGUUGGGACCCGGAAAGCUCGAGUAAUGUCCAUUUCCAUGACUUUCAACUUCCUCCUUUCAGCUCACUUCCCCCUAAUCCCAAUGCCUGCACCAAAUUUCCAGAGCAUCUCCAGCCACUUUUUUUUGCUUCUUCCCAUCUCCGUCAACCUGUCUUCCAACUUUUUGAAGAACUCUCUUCUAAGUUCAGGAAAGUUAUCAUCAUCCAUGAUAAUCUAAUGGCUUCAGUAGUGCAAGACGUAAAAUUGAUCCCCAAUGCCGAAUCCUAUACUUUUCUAUCAGUGUCUGCCUUUACCAUCUUCUUCAACAAAUGGGAGUCAAUAACAGAAAAACCAUUUGAGCUAGAUUCUGAUAUUCCAAAAUGCAUCCCCUCUAGAGAAGGAUCUUUCACACCAGAAUUUGAGAAGUUCAUAAUUAAUCAACACAAACUUCUAGAAUUUGAAUCCGGAAGACUAUUCAAUUCGUGCAAAUUGAUAGAAGGUAGAUACAUGGAAUUACUGUCAAAACUACAAACAAAUGGUAACAAGAAACUCUUUGCUGUUGGACCUUUCAAUCCUGUGGAAGCAAAAGGAAAAACCAAUGCUUCUAGGCAUAUAUGCCUCGAAUGGCUAGACAAACAGGAGAAUGACUCUGUUAUCUACAUCUCUUUUGGAACAAUAACAUCAAUAGCUGAUGAGCAAGUCAGAGAGUUGGCAAUGGGAUUGCAAAGAAGUGGACAAAAGUUUAUAUGGGUUCUUAGAGAUGCUGAUAAAGGCGAUUUAUUCGAGGAAAAUAAGGAGAGAAGGCCUGAGCUGCCACAAGGGUAUGAAGAAAGUGUGAAACAUAGGGGACUCAUUGUGAGAGACUGGGCACCUCAGCUUGAGAUUCUGGCCCACCCAGCAACUGGUGGGUUCAUGAGUCACUGCGGGUGGAACUCUUGCUUGGAGAGCAUCACCAUGGGAGUGCCAAUAGCAGCAUGGCCUAUGCAUUCUGACCAACCAAAGAACAGUAUCUUGUUAACAGAAGACCUAAAGAUUGGUUUGUUAACCAGGGGGUGGGAGCAUAGAGCUGAGCUAGUAACAUCAACUGCUGUAGAGAACACAGUAAGAAAAUUGAUGAAAUCAAAGGAAGGAGACGAGAUAAGGAAAAGGGCUGUACAUCUAGGUGCCGCCAUUCGAGGAUCAGUUGCUGAUGGUGGAAGUUCUCGCUUAGAAAUGGAUUCUUUCAUUGCUCACAUCAGCAGAUGAUGCUCUUUCUCAGCACAGGAUACAACAGGGUAAGCAGCCUAUACAUGAGCAGUAUUGAGCACUAUAUCUAUCUGUAUCCUAGUCUUGUGGAUUGAACAUUGUUACAUCAAUGAAACAGAAGAUAAGUCUUAUUUUAGCCUUGCCCAAUACUGCAAUUGUACUCUAGGACAUGAUCAAGUCUGAGAAGGCUAUAACAGGAUAAAAAGAGCUUAAUUGUGA
Molecule: messenger RNA, 3206 nt
Organism: Beta vulgaris subsp. vulgaris (sugar beet)
Lineage: Eukaryota; Viridiplantae; Streptophyta; Magnoliopsida; Caryophyllales; Amaranthaceae
Exons: 2
Coding region: 123-2987 (954 amino acids)
Molecular function (GO): UDP-glycosyltransferase activity
Source: RefSeq, a predicted model, not a curated record